Messenger RNA from Athene cunicularia (burrowing owl), 975 nucleotides. RefSeq names its product olfactory receptor 51L1-like. Gene Ontology annotation, molecular function: olfactory receptor activity. NCBI's taxonomy places the organism in Eukaryota, Metazoa, Chordata, Aves, Strigiformes, Strigidae. Gene Ontology annotation, cellular component: membrane. The record is from RefSeq and is a predicted model, not a curated record. Gene Ontology annotation, biological process: G protein-coupled receptor signaling pathway.
AUGGAGCAUCCCUGUUUUACCCCAGGCAGGACCAACGGCAGCCAGAGCAGGACUUUCUCAUUCUCUCUGGGUGGUUUUCCAGCAUGGGAAACAGCUCGGACAUGGUCGGCCGUUCCUCUGUGCUCUGCCUACCUCCUGGCCCUCCUGGGGAACUUGGCCGUCCUCUCCAUCAUAGGGCAGAGCGUGUAUCUGCUCCUUGCCGCCCUGGCAGUGGCCGACCCGGGCUUGUCCACGUCCACCUUCCCAGCCGUGCUGAGGACACUGCACCUGGGGGCCAGGGAGAUCAGCCUCGGCGCCUGCCUUGCCCAGAUGUUCUUCAUUGGCGCCUUCGCGGAUGUCGAAUCCGCUGUCAUUCUGGCCACGGCCUUCGACCGCUACGUGGCCAACUGCCACCCCCUGCGAUACCCCUCCGUCCUCACCAGCUCCGUGACCACCAAGAUAUGCGUGGCCAUUGCCGCGAGGAGCGCCCUGGUCCAGCUCCCACUCCCAGUCCUGCUGGCCUGGCUGCGCCUCACCAAGGUCAGCGAACUCUCCCAUCCCUACUGCCUGCACCCAGACGUCAUCAAACACGCAGGCUCGGACGCAAGGAUUAGCCACACCUAUGGCCUUUUUGUGCUGCUCUCCACACUAGUUUUGGACUUGCUCUUUGUCCUCCUGUCCUAUUUUCUCAUCCUAAAGACCAUCCUGAACACUGUAACUUGGAGGGAGCGUCUCAAAGCCCUCAACACCUGCAUCUCACAUAUCUGUGCUGUCCUGGUCUUCUUUAUCCCCAUGAUCUGCCUGUCCAUCAUGCACCAGUUUGGCAAACACGUGUCCCCCCAGGCCUACACAUUCACAGCCAACCUCCAUUUCCUCGCCUCACCCAUCCUGAAUCCUAUCGUUUACAGUGUGAAAACUGAAACCGUCUGCAGAAGGACACUGAGGAUGCUCUGCCAGGGGGGGGUCUGCAAGUCCGGGGUUGCCAUUGGCCAGUAA